UCGAACGACCGCGUCGCGUUAGAAGCACGAAUUAAAUUUAUUCAAUUACAUAAAUAGUGAUGUGCUACAAGACAUUCGAUUAAAUCGAUUAAAAUGGAUCCCGAAAAGAAUAAGGAGGGCGAAGUGACAGUGGAUGAUAUUUUGCAAAUUCUUGGGCCAUUCGGAAAGUUUAACAUAUACAAUUAUAUCUUGAUUUUGUUCCCUGUAUUGUUGGCGGGAAUGUAUUCGUCUGUGUAUAACUUUGAAGCCAUGGAUCUCAGAUACAAAUGCUCGACACCAGAAUGCGAAGACCCGGAGGCAAACUUCACAAUACCGCAUUUGGAAGACGGAUCACCUUCAAAAUGCCUUCGUUACGCACUUUUCAACGUCACCGACUUCACAAACUCUACUCAAAACAACGAUACGUGUUCUCCGCACUAUUUCGACACAUCCUCGGAGAUUGAAUGUGACUCGUACGUGUAUUUCGAAGAACAUUCUAUUGUGAAAGAGUUUAAUCUCGGCUGUCAAGAUUGGAAAAGAUCACUAGUUGGAACAGUUCAUAAUGCUGGCUUCUUCAUAUCCAUACCUUUGACGGGGUUGAUUUCGGACAGGUUCGGGAGGCGGUUAGCACUCGUGUUCGCGAGCGUCGCAAACGGUGUCUUCGGAGUGAUUCGAGCGUUUUCGUUGAAUUACGAAAUGUUUAUUGUUCUGGAGUUUUUGGAACCGGCGCUCGGUGGUGGGGUUUAUACGGCGUGUUUUGUUCUUGCAUUAGAACUGGUUGGACCAAAAGGAAGAGUGUUCGUCAGCUUGUUGUUUAACACAAUGUUCAUUCUUGGGGGAGUCACUGUUACUCUUCUCUCAUGGUGGCUGCAGAGUUGGCGAUACUUGCUGCUGGUUAUCUACAUCCCAGCUAUCCUAGUCUUCUUCUACUUAUGGACACUGACUGAGAGCUUCCGCUGGUUAUUCAGCAAAGGACGCUACGAAGAAGGUCUAAACGUCCUCUCUAGGUGUGAGAAGGUUAAUAAAGCUACUGUGCCCAAAGACUAUUAUGACCAAGUAGAAAAAAACGCAAUGAAACAACGAGAUGCUAGGAAGUGUGAAGUUCUGGCGACCAAUCAGUCCACGUUCAAACAACUCCUAUUAUCUCCAAUGAUAUGGAAACGACUAUUUACCUGUUCUUUCCUUUGGGCGACGUCUACUCUGGUCUACUAUGGUCUUUCUAUCAACGCAAUAGAAUUGUCGGGAAAUAGUUACUUGAAUUAUAUCGUCGUCAUCGUAAUUGAGGCGCCGGCGAAUGUCUGCAAAUUGAUUUGCUUAGACAGAUUCGGUAGGAAACGAGUUAUAGCGACUGCUUUUAUUUUGACCGGAAUUAUACUUAUUACUUACGGAUUUUUACCAGGUGGUAAUUGGUCUACGGCGUUUUACUUGGGCGGAAAAUUCUUCAUUACUUUAGCUUAUAAUUCAUUAUACAUAUUUGCGGCCGAGGUUUUCCCCACAAAUUACAGGACUACAUUGCUAGCGAUUUGUUCCACUAUUGGAAGAAUCGGCUCUGCUGUCGCGCCUCAAACUCCUUUAUUGUCACGAUACUACGAAUUCCUUCCAACACUUGUGUUUGGUGUCAUGUCUGCUUUAUCUGGAUUACUGGUUCUCACACUGCCAGAAACUAAUAAUCAAAAGCUACCAGACUCCUUAAAGGAGGCUCAAGAACAAGACAAACAAAGAGAUGAAGAAAUUGGAGAUAGAGAACCAGGAGAUACAGAACGGAGAGCAGGAACAAAAACGAGUCUGUGAAUAGUGAAAUUAUCUGGUUAAUUCAAAAGACUGAUAAAUAAAAUAAACAAUUGUUCUAUUGUUAUUAGUGUACACGAAUCUGACGAUAUUUUUUACAUAUGUAUCAUACGUAUCUACAUAAUCGUACAUAAUGUAUAACACUAGUAUAUAUGUCGAAAAUUUGCCUUGUCUAUUAAUUUUUCUUUGAUGUACAAAAUUUUAGUGUUACCGCGAAACAAACAUUUCGCAUAUUAUUGUAUGUACAUUAGACAGGCUGUGAUUUAAGUAUAUAAUUGUAUAAAAAUAAAAAAAUACUACGUUACUAAU
Nymphalis io (European peacock) is the source of this 2076-nucleotide messenger RNA. RefSeq names its product organic cation transporter protein-like. Gene Ontology annotation, molecular function: transmembrane transporter activity. The transcript has 6 exons. The coding region runs from base 94 to 1770 and encodes 558 amino acids. The record is from RefSeq and is a predicted model, not a curated record. Lineage: Eukaryota; Metazoa; Arthropoda; Insecta; Lepidoptera; Nymphalidae. Gene Ontology annotation, cellular component: membrane. Gene Ontology annotation, biological process: transmembrane transport.